AUGGGUGGGAUAAAUAAAGACGAUGUUGAGAAAUACUUAGAGAACAACCCCCAGUUUGCCAAGGAGUAUUUCGACCGAAAGCUGAGGGCAGAAGCGCUGGGAACCAUCUUCAAAGUCAGUCCUGGAGAAGUGAAGGAUGGAGUUUCCUUCAAGGAGAUGUCCCGGGUGGAGGAGUCUCAUGUGCUCUUUGAGUUGCUGACAGAAAUCCAGGAGGAAGAAAGCAGCAUGGAGAAGAUAGUGCACAAGGCCCUGCAGAGGCUGGCACAGCUGGUGGCAGCUGACCGGUGUAGCAUGUUCAUCUGCCGUGCCCGCAAUGGCAUCCCUGAGGUUGCCACCAGGCUUUUCAAUAUCACCGCCACCUCCAAGUUUGAGGAGAACCUGGUAGCCCCAGACAGUGAGAUUGUUUUUCCUCUGGACAUUGGGAUAGUGGGAUGGGUUGCUCAUACCAAGAAGUUUUUUAAUGUACCUGACGUGAAAAAGAAUAACCAUUUUUCUGACUUUGUGGACAAGCAAACUGGUUACACAACUAACAGCAUGCUGGCAACCCCUAUUAUGCAGGGCAAGGAGGUGCUUGCUGUUGUGAUGGCACUUAACAAAAUAAAUGCCCCUGAAUUCUCUAAAGAGGAUGAAGAGGUCUUUAAGAAAUACCUCAAUUUUGUUUCUGUUGCCAUAAAACAAUACCAUAUCACAUAUCUCUACAAUAUUGAAACCCGAAGAAGUCAGAUGCUUUUAUGGUCUGCCAACAAAGUAUUUGAAGAACUGACAGAUAUUGAGCGACAGUUUCACAAAGCACUGUACACUAUUCGAAUGUAUUUGAACUGUGAAAGAUACUCUGUUGGUCUGCUGGAUAUGACCAAAGAGAAGGAGUUCUAUGAUGAAUGGCCAAUCAAGCUGGGAGAAGCAGAGCCUUAUAAAGGACCAAAAACACCCGAUGGCAGAGAAGUCAUCUUUUAUAAGAUUAUUGAUUAUAUUUUACAUGGAAAAGAAGAAAUCAAAGUCAUUCCGUCACCUCCUGCAGAUCACUGGUGUCUUGUCAGCGGGUUGCCAACGUAUGUUGCUGAAAAUGGAUUUAUUUGUAACAUGAUGAAUGCACCAGCAGAUGAAUAUUUUUCAUUUCAGAAGGGGCCUGUGGAUGAGACAGGCUGGGUUAUCAAAAAUGUCCUGUCUUUGCCUAUUGUCAACAAAAAAGAAGAAAUUGUGGGAGUAGCUACAUUUUACAACAGAAAAGAUGGAAAACCCUUUGAUGAAUUUGAUGAACAAAUCACUGAAAGUCUUACACAAUUCCUUGGAUGGUCUGUUUUAAAUACUGACACCUAUGACAAAAUGAAUAAGCUUGAAAACAGGAAAGACAUUGCUCAGGAAAUGCUCAUGUACCAGACAAAGGCCACCCCUGAAGAAAUUCAGUCCAUAUUGAAAUACAAAGAGAAAUUAAAUGUAACCAGUACUGAAGACUGUGAUGAGAAAGCCCUCCUCAAGAUUUUGAGAGAGGAAUUACCUGAUCCAAAGGAAGUGGAACUUUAUGAAUUCCGCUUCAGUGACUUUCCCGUUACAGAGCAUGGCUUGAUUAAGUGCGGAAUACGAUUAUUCUUUGAGAUAAAUGUGGUUGAAAAAUUCAAAGUCCCAGCAGAGGUACUUACAAGAUGGAUGUACACAGUCAGAAAGGGUUAUCGGGAUAUAACUUACCAUAACUGGCGUCAUGGAUUCAACGUGGGACAGACAAUGUUCACCUUACUAAUGACAGGUAGACUAAAGAAAUACUAUACCGAUCUAGAAGCCUUUGCCAUGGUUGCGGCUGCUUUCUGCCAUGACAUUGAUCACAGAGGGACCAAUAAUUUGUAUCAAAUGAAGUCAGCUUCUCCAUUAGCAAAACUUCAUGGAUCUUCCAUUUUAGAAAGACAUCAUCUAGAGUACAGUAAAACUCUGCUACAAGACGAGAGUUUAAACAUCUUCCAGAACCUAAAUAAGCGCCAGUUUGAAACCGUUUUACAUUUAUUUGAAGUUGCAAUAAUAGCAACUGACUUGGCUUUGUAUUUCAAGAAAAGGACUAUGUUUCAAAAGAUUGUGGAUGCAGUUGAAAAAAUGGAAACAGAAGAGGAGGCAAUUAAAUAUAUAUCUAUCGACCCAACCAAAAAAGAAGUUAUCAUGGCUAUGAUGAUGACUGGUUGUGACUUGUCAGCUAUAACCAAGCCGUGGGAGGUGCAAAGUCAGGUUGCCCUUAUGGUUGCGAAUGAAUUUUGGGAACAAGGUGAUCUGGAGCGAACUGUGCUAGAACAACAGCCAAUUCCUAUGAUGGACAGAAACAAAGCAGAUGAAUUGCCUAAGCUUCAAGUUGGUUUCAUUGAUUUUGUGUGUACAUUUGUAUACAAGGAAUUCUCAAGGUUUCACAAGGAAAUAACACCAAUGUUGGACGGUCUUCAAAACAACAGGGUGGAAUGGAAAACACGGGCUGAUGAAUAUGAAGAAAAGAUGAAAAUUAUUGAGGAAGAAAAGAAAAAGCUGGAAGAAGCAGCAGCCAAAAAAGCUGAAGACGCAGCGAAAGGUGGAGGUGGCGGAGAUGAUGAUGGCAAAUCCAAAACAUGUAUAAUUUUGUAAUGCAUUUCAAUGGCACUAAAAGAAUCUCAAAGUCUAUGUUUCUGCUACAGGAAAAAUAAAACAAACAAUCUAGAAACAACUUCAACAAGCCUCAGUGGAUUUCUGCAAAGCAUAGGGUAGCAUAGGCCAAAUAAUCCUCUUAAACAACUGCCAUCUAUUCAGUGUCAUUACUAAUGCCAUAAAAGAGGCAGAAUCCAUUGAAAACUAGAAAACAUGAAU
Messenger RNA from Mauremys mutica (yellowpond turtle), 2811 nucleotides. It is a transcript of the gene PDE6C, whose product is annotated as phosphodiesterase 6C. Bases 1 to 2592 code for a protein of 863 amino acids. Gene Ontology annotation, biological process: visual perception; signal transduction. Gene Ontology annotation, molecular function: protein binding; 3',5'-cyclic-nucleotide phosphodiesterase activity. The transcript is spliced from 22 exons. NCBI's taxonomy places the organism in Eukaryota, Metazoa, Chordata, Testudines, Geoemydidae. The record is from RefSeq and is a predicted model, not a curated record.